AUGCAUUUCCUAGAUAGGCUUAAUAGCUGGAAUUUAUUGUGUGAAAUUGUGUUUGGAGAAGAAGCUUGUUGUCCACAAGAAUUGAUCGAGACCGGGAGGAGAAUUGCAGAAAACUGCAAAGGUCUUCCUCUAUCUAUUACUGUGAUUGGAGGGCUCCUAGCAAAGUCGAGACAAACAGCAAGAUAUUGGCAAGAUGUAGCAGAAAAUUUUGAUUCUAUUGUUAACUUAGAGAACAGUGAAUAUUGCUUGCGAAUAUUGUACAUGAGUUAUGAUAGUUUGCCCGUUCAUCUGAAGCCAUGUUUUCUGUAUACGGGAAUCUUCGGAGAAAAUACCCACAUUCACGUCUCCAACCUAAUCAAACUCUGGGACGCAGAGGGAUUUCUAAAACCGGAUCCAGGUAGAAGCCUUGAAGAGGUAGCAGACAAGUAUUUGGGAGAACUUGUUGACAGAAAUCUCAUUUUAGUUGAAAAACGCAACUAUAAUGGUAAACUAAUAUCUUGCAGGAUCCACAAUCUUUUGAGGGACCUCUGCUUGAGAGAAGCUCGUAAGCAAAAGUUCUUCUUCAUUGCAGGUGUGCACAGUCUCCAAAUCCCACGAGAUAUACUGUCUGAACGCUGCAUCUGUAUUCAAGAGAGAAGAAGCAUUGACCUGGCUGAUAACUUUGAUGAAUUGAGAUCUUCAGCAGUUGCUCGUUCCUUGAUGUGGGAACAUGAGCAACCUAAUUUACCAACUGUUUUUAGAUUGCUGCGUGUGUAUGCAGCUGAUGCUACAAUAGGUUCCUUGCCUCUUCUUGAGAUUCUCAAGCUCAAAUAUGAUUCCUUCAUUGGGUCUGAGUGGAAAACCGUUGAAGGGCAGUUCCUUAGUCUUAAACUGUUGGUGAUCGAAAGGUGUCAUGAACUAGAAACAUGGAUUACAGAGAAAACACAUUUUCCGCGCCUUAAGCACCUUGUUCUUCGAGGAUUACAAGAGCUGAAGGAGAUCCCAUCGGAUAUUGGAAACAUAGACACACUCAAGUCAAUUGAGUUGGUGGAUUGCAGCGAUUCUUCUGUUAAUUCUGCUGAAGAGAUACGAGAUGAGCAAGAGUCAUAUGGAAAUGAGGAUCUUCAAGUUCACAUUCCCUCUGAAAAAGAGGUUUGA
This is a messenger RNA of Salvia hispanica, 1137 nucleotides long. Its product is annotated as putative late blight resistance protein homolog R1C-3. Gene Ontology annotation, biological process: defense response to other organism. Gene Ontology annotation, molecular function: ADP binding. The record is from RefSeq and is a predicted model, not a curated record. Lineage: Eukaryota; Viridiplantae; Streptophyta; Magnoliopsida; Lamiales; Lamiaceae.